Molecule: messenger RNA, 1235 nt
Organism: Asparagus officinalis (garden asparagus)
Lineage: Eukaryota; Viridiplantae; Streptophyta; Magnoliopsida; Asparagales; Asparagaceae
Product: 4-coumarate--CoA ligase-like 7
Exons: 6
Coding region: 482-1147 (221 amino acids)
Molecular function (GO): CoA-ligase activity
Source: RefSeq, a predicted model, not a curated record
UUCUCAGCAACAAACUUUUAAAAAAAAAUCUGAUGACAAAUCUGCAGCACACUGACGUUGUGUGACACUAUACGUGCACGACAUGUAUAGAUAAAGGAGAUAAUUAAGGGACUUCGUUUUGGCAACAGGAAGUCUAAUUGCUACCAAAAUGUUAGGCAGUAAAAAAAAAGGGCGAACAUUGCAAUUAAACCUAAGUAAAUAAAGAAAACAAAAGAAACUUGCACUUACCAUGCAUUCCAAUUUCGGUUAAUGCAAGUAUAAUGUACAUGGUUUUUCUAACGGGUCUCCAUGGGCACUCUUUAGGGAUGAGAGAAAUAGGGAGAUGUGAGGUAAGAAUAGAGAUUAGUGCAAAUUAGAGGGAGCUGCUCGCUAUUCAUUUCUGUCUAUCUCUCUCAUUUUCUAACUAUAGUUUGAUUUGGGAGCGUUGGAGAGGGUAGUUUGUGGUGGUGCGCCGCUGCCGGCGGAGGUGGCGGAGAGGUUUAUGGCGCGCUUUCCUCGUGUCGAAUUGCAAAUGGGAUAUGGGUCAACAGAAGCCGGAGGAAUAGCGAGAAUGAUCAACAUGGAAGAAUGCAAACAUGUGAGCUCAGUUGGAAGGCUUAGUGAGAACGUUGAAGCUAAAGUUGUGGAUGUAGUCAGUAUGAAGGCACUAUCAGUUGGCCAGCAAGGAGAACUAUGGCUCCGAGGUCCUGCUAUCAUGACAGGUUAUCUGGGUGACAUUGAAGCAAAUUCUUCCACCUUCAGCUCAGAUGGCUGCUGGUUGAGGACUGGUGACCUAUGUUAUUUUGACAGUAAUGGUUUUCUUUAUGUUGUGGAUAGACUAAAGGAGAUGAUAAAAUAUAAAGCUUACCAGGUUCCGCCAGCUGAAUUAGAGCAUUUGCUUCACUCUUUACCAGAUAUUGUUGAUGUUGCAGUAGUUCCGUAUCCACAAGAGGAUGUGGGACAAAUACCAAUGGCUUUUGUUGUGAAACAGCCUAAAAGCAACCUCAGUGAACAGCAAGUUAUUGAUUUUGUUGCAAAUCAGGUUUCUCCUUAUAAGAAGAUAAGAAAGGUUGUAUUCACUAACUCAAUACCGAAAUCAGCAUCAGGAAAAAUAUUGAGGAGAGAAUUGACAAACAUUGCUCUCUCUGGCCCAAUAUCUACCCAGUGACUCGUGCUAAUUAUUAAGAGAUUGUAUGUAUCCUAACCUUCAUCAGAUCUUUUUUUAUCUUUUUUUAUAGAGUGGUGCUUUUUGGCUC